Messenger RNA from Aspergillus lentulus, 834 nucleotides. RefSeq lists its product as uncharacterized. Lineage: Eukaryota; Fungi; Ascomycota; Eurotiomycetes; Eurotiales; Aspergillaceae. The record is from RefSeq and is a predicted model, not a curated record.
AUGGCGAACAUCGUCACCCGGCCCCUCAGCAUCUUCCGCAAACACGACUCCUCCAAGCCCCAGUCGCAGCCGCAAUCACAUUCACUACACACCAGAUGGGGCGACGCAACCAUCUCCGCGCCAACAGACGGCUCCUGGACCCAAUACGCCACCUCCACCCCUCAUCAAUCUUCCUCCUCAACCCGCAGGAGCAAGAGCAAGAGCAAGAGCACGGACAAGCCAGCCUACGAAGUGGAAUACGUGCCUCGCACGCAUCAACUCAUCGAGUCCCGCCCAAGCUCAACCCUAACCCCAACCUCCACCACUUCAACCUCGACCUCGACCUCCCUAUCACGGCGUCUCUCUAUACGUCUGACGCCUAGAUCGAGGAGCUCCCGCUCAGACUGUGACAUAACCGAACGCCAACCCCUCGUCGAGCGACGAGCCCAGUUCGCCUACAGACCCAUCCGCCAGGAUUAUCCCAGCGAAGUCGCCGAAAAGACAACCGCGGCGCCUCGGAUCACCGUCAAAAGCGGCGCCGAGCGGUCUAUAUCUCCAUCUCCAUCUCCCGCUUCGUCGCUGGAGCCGACGCCCUCGCCAUCGUCGUCGCGCUUCCGGUAUAUCCCUGCCUACCCGCGGUACGAGGAGGAAUUCGCUCGCUCGCGCUUGUCGCGCGCGUACUCCGUUUCUUCAGGGGGUAGUUACAGCGCUGGAGACGAUGAAAAGUGGGAUGAGGGGUUCAACCUGGACUCCGGCUCCGGGUCUCGGAGGAGUGGUUCGUCGGCCAAGAGGCGGGUCUCGGCCAGACGCAUGACCAUGACUAUGGUGCCCGAUGCGGAUGAAAUCUACGGAUGA